AAAAGAUGGAACUUGUGAAGUAUGCAACUGUGGGACAAAUGCCGAAAGCUGUGCAUUUAAUCCUCAAGGAGAGAAAGUGUGCACAUGUAAACCAAACUAUCAAGAAAAAGAUGGAACUUGUGAAGUAUGCAACUGUGGGACAAAUGCCGAAAGCUGUGCAUUUAAUCCUCAAGGAGAGAAAGUGUGCACAUGUAAACCAAACUAUGAAGAAAAAGAUGGAACUUGUGAAGUAUGCAACUGUGGGACAAAUGCCGAAAGCUGUGCAUUUAAUCCUCAAGGAGAGAAAGUGUGCACAUGUAAACCAAACUAUGAAGAAAAAGAUGGAACUUGUGAAGUAUGCAACUGUGGGACAAAUGCCGAAAGCUGUGCAUUUAAUCCUCAAGGAGAGAAAGUGUGCACAUGUAAACCAAACUAUGAAGAAAAAGAUGGAACUUGUGAAGAAUGCAACUGUGGGACAAAUGCCCAAAGCUGUGCAUUUAAUCCUGAAGGAGAGAAAGUGUGCACAUGUAAACCAAACUAUCAAGAAAAAGAUGGAACUUGUGAAGAAUGUGAUUGCGGACAGGGAGGAACAUGUGUCCUUGGUCAAUAUGGGGAUGAAUGUAUAUGUAAUGAAAAUUUUAAAGUAAAUAGUCAAUCUGGGAAAUGCGAGGAAUGCGAUUGCGGGGAAAAAGGAACAUCUUGCAGCUUUGACACUUCCGGGAAUCAGAAAUGUGUAUGUAAGCCUGGCCAUAGUCAAAAAGACAACAAAUGUGAAGAAUGUGAUUGUGGGGAAAAAAAGGAACAUCUUGCAGCUUUGAAGCUUCUGGAACUCAGAAAUGUGGAUGUCAAUCGGGCUAUAGUCAAAAAGACAACAAAUGUGACAAAUGUGAUUGCGGGGAAAAAGCGAAAUCUUGCAGCUUUGACGCUUCCGGAAAUCAGAAAUGUGUAUGUCAGCCUGGUCAUAGUCAAAAAGACAAUAAAUGUGAAAGUAAG
Stegodyphus dumicola is the source of this 972-nucleotide messenger RNA. RefSeq lists its product as uncharacterized. Lineage: Eukaryota; Metazoa; Arthropoda; Arachnida; Araneae; Eresidae. The record is from RefSeq and is a predicted model, not a curated record.